AUGACCGCAGUUCCGAGCAGCCCUGGUCCAUCCACCUUAUCCAAGUUCCCAGCCUUCGACCCGCCGGAACAAGACUCCCUCUACAGCGGCCGAAAAUCGCAGUCUCCUGCACGCACAGGGAGCUUUGGGAAUGGUCAUGCCGGAGGCGACCGGUGGCAGGCUCGGAGAAGUAGCGGACCACGAUGGCCCGCGAGCAAUGGAGCUCCAAUGCCAGGGCCGAGACAUUCGCGGCAGAAGAGCUUGAGCGAGGCGAUUCGGACGAUAAGGACGAGGAGGGCGAGCGUGAGCGCCAAUGCACAUGAGAUCGCAGAUGCAUUGAAGGCGCCGAUUUCGCCGAAGCUAGUGGUGCUUUGCGGUAUCUGGUAUGCGGCCUCGGUGAUCUCGAAUACCAGCUCGAAAGCCAUUCUCACGACGUUCCCGAAACCCAUGACCCUCACCAUCAUCCAAUUCGGUAUCGUCCCUACAUGGUGCGUUGUACUGGGCUGGGUAGCAAUACGAUUUCCUGCCGUAGCCCGUGUGGUGCCGGUGCUCAAGAACGGCGUUCAACCUCCAAACCGAGAUCUCAUCCGGGCCACCCUUCCACUCACCGUUUUCCAAAUCGGUGGCCACAUCCUGACCUCCGACGCGACGACACGGCUCCCUGUCUCGCUGGUGCACACCAUCAAGGGCCUGUCCCCGCUCUUCACCGUCAUCGCAUCCCGCUCCCUCCUCAACGUGAAAUACAGCACCCCAACCUACCUCUCCCUCAUCCCGCUCACCAUAGGCGUCAUCCUCGCCUGCUCCGCCAACUUCAGCAGCAACCUCCUCGGCCUCGUCUCCGCCGUCUCCAGCACCCUCCUCUUCGUCACCCAAAACAUCUUUUCCAAGCGCCUCUUCACCGAAGCCGCCCUCUCCGAAUCCACCCCCGACUCCCGCCCCUCCUCCAAAAAGCCCGACCGCCUCAACCUCCUCGCCUACUCCAUGGGCAUCGCCUUCUUCUUCACCUUCCCCCUCUGGCUCUGGUCCGACGGCAUCACCAUCCUCCGAGACCUCCUCACCACCUCCUCCAUCCGCCUCUCCGACCGCCCCGGCGCCCUCGACCACGGCGCACUCACCCUCGAGUACAUUUUCAACGGCACCUUCCACUUCAUCCAAAGCAUCGUCGCCUUCAUCCUCCUCUCCCUCGUCUCCCCCGUCACCUACAGCGUCGCCUCCCUCAUGAAGCGCGUCUGCGUUGUCACCUUCGCCAUCCUCUGGUUCCGGAACUCCUUCUCCAACACCCAGGGCUUUGGCAUCUUCCUCACCUUCCUCGGCCUCUACCUCUACGAUCGCACUAGCGACGCCGCCCGCGCCGACCGUCGCGCCAAGAUGUUUCAGCCCCAGGCUGAACCGCUGUUGCCGCUCGUGGAGAAUCCGGGGGAGUCCGGGAGUCCGCCGGCGGCGAAUGGGCAUCGGUGGGAGGGGAAGCGGGAUGAUGAUCGCAUGCAGCAUGGGAGGACGAGAGGGGAGACGGCGCCGCAGUGGUUACCGCCGGGGACGAAGGCGGAGCAGACGUGGAUUCCCGGGCAAGAUAUACGCGGAAACCAGGUGACGGUAAUAUAA
Messenger RNA from Eremomyces bilateralis CBS 781.70, 1581 nucleotides. Its product is annotated as TPT-domain-containing protein. Gene Ontology annotation, molecular function: antiporter activity; phosphoenolpyruvate transmembrane transporter activity. The transcript is spliced from 2 exons. The record is from RefSeq and is a predicted model, not a curated record. Gene Ontology annotation, biological process: phosphoenolpyruvate transmembrane import into Golgi lumen. Gene Ontology annotation, cellular component: Golgi apparatus; endoplasmic reticulum. The coding region runs from base 1 to 1581 and encodes 526 amino acids. NCBI's taxonomy places the organism in Eukaryota, Fungi, Ascomycota, Dothideomycetes, Eremomycetales, Eremomycetaceae.